GGAUAGCAAAGUCUCUUUGGGGCUCAGGCAAAGAUGAUAAAAUCAUAUUUCCCCUUAACCUCAAAAAUCUAAACUUGAUCAGAGAGAAAGAAAUCAGUUUGUUAGAACUACUCAACCAUUUCUUCAUGGAAACCAAAGAAACAGUCAUCUCUAACUUUGAUCAGCUCAAAGUUGUAUUUGUCCUGGAUGGAUUGGACGCUCUUAAACCUCCUCUUGACUUUGACAACAUCAAUCAGCCAGUGGAGGAUGUCCAGCAGUCAGCCCCAGUAGAUGUGUUACUGACAAACCUCAUCAGAGGAACUCUGCUUCCUUCUGCACGACUCUGGAUCACCUCCCAACCAUCAGCUGCCAAUCAGCUGCCUGAUGAAUGUGUGAACAGACAAACAGAAAUUAGAGACAAAGGCAGCAAACAGAAACUCACCACAGAGCUGAAGAAGAGAAUCCUUAGUGAGCAUGAAAGCAAAGUGAGAGGACUUGAAACUGACACAAAUCUCUUUGAGAUUCAUGAGCAUAAGGUCAAAGGAGGAAAAAUAGAUUCUUGGAGUGCACUGUUUCCUGAUUUGGAGAAAACAGGCGGGCAAAGAGUGCUGACAAAAGGAGUCCCUGGUGUUGGUAAAACAUACCAAACACUGAGGUUCAUGGUGGACUGGGCAAACAAAAAAGCCAACCAAAACAUUGACUUUGUAGUACCACUUGAUCUCAGUGAGCUGAAUUCAAGAAAACCACAGGUUCAAAACAUGAAAGAUCUGCUUCAUCAUUCCCUCAGCUCCAGUGCCAAACCAGGAGUUCUCUAUUAUGAUGAGGUCAAAGUUCUUUUCAUCCUUGACGGUUUGGAAAGAUGUGAACUUCCUCUGGAUUUUGCCCACAACAAAGACCUGACUGACAUGGAAGAACCAGCCUCGAUGGAUGAGCUGCUGACAAACCUCAUCAAGGGGAAUUUGUUUCCCUCUGCUCAUAUCUGGAUCAUCUCUCAACCUUCAGGAGUUGACAAGAUUCCUCCUGAAUAUAUCCAGAAAGUGACAGAAUGUCAAGAGACCUUGGAGAGACGGAGGAAGCUGAUAUCAGCCCUGCGAGAGAGUUUUGGACAAACCAUCCAAGAGGAAGACUUAAAUCAUUUCAAUGUGAAAAACACAGAACACAUCACAAGAGAAGUGAAGAGAAAUGAAACCACUAAUGAAGAGACAAAAGAUAAGACUCAGGUAAAUGCAGUAGCCGAUAUCUUCAAAGAUUCCAGGGGAAAAACAACAAAGACUGUUCUGACUGUUGGUGUGAAGAACAUUGGGAAAUCUUUCCAUGUGGAGAGACUAAUUAAACAAUGGACUGAAAAUGCCAACAGGUCAGUUUUAACAUGGCCUACAGAUCCAAUGAUGGGCAGAGCCAAAGAAGAUGAAGUAAUAUUUCCUCUUAACCUCUCACGGCUCAACUCUAUCAGAGAUAAAAAAGUCAGCUUGUUGGAACUACUCAAUCAUUUCUUUGAGGAAACCAAAGAAACAGUCAUCUCUAACUUUGAUCAGCUCAAAGUUGUAUUUGUCCUGGAUGGAUUGGAUGCUCUUCAGCCUCCUUUUGAGUUUGACAACGACGACACCUUGACUGAUGUCCAGCAGUCAGCCUCAAUAGAUGUGCUACUGACAAACCUCAUCAGAGGAACUCUGCUUCCUUCUGCCCGGCUCUGGAUCACCUCUCGACCACCAGCUGCUGAGAAGUUGCCAGAUGAAUGUGUUGACAGACGGACGGAAAUAAGAUAUACACCUGAUCUUGAAAGUCAAUGGAACCUAAAAUUUCAGCUGAAGGACCAGUUUACCCAUGUGAAACUGGGGCUGGACAUGGAGAAAACCUCUACUCUUCUGAACGACAUCUACACAGAUCUCUACAUCAUUGAGGGAGAGAGAGGAGAGGUUAAUAUGCAGCAUGAGACCAAACAGAUUGAAGGUGCAAAAUUCAAACCACAAGAAACCUCCAUUAAGUAUAACGCCAUCUUUAAACCAUCACCAGGAAACAGCAAACACAUCAAAUCUGUGCUAACGACUGGAAUGGCAGGCAUUGGAAAGUCAUUUGCAACAAUGAAAUACAUGCUGGACUGGGCUGAGGACAAGUCUCACACUGACAUCUUUUUCAUGUUCCCACUUUCUUUCCGGGAGCUAAAUUUAAGAAAAGAUGAUGAGCACAGCUUAGAGGAACUCAUUUUCAGCUUCUUUCCAGGAAUGAAGACAUCGGAAAUAAAAGACUAUGACAAGUACAAGAUCCUGAUUGUCCUAGAUGGUUUUGAUGAGUGUCGCCUUGAUGUUGACUUCAGUGAAAGUGAGUACUGUAGGGAUGUGAGAAAGAAAACCUCAGUGAAGGUCCUGCUGGCAAACCUUAUCAAAAGAAAUCUGCUCCCUGAAGCCCAAGUCUGGAUCACAUCCCGACCUGCAGCAUCCAACAGUAUCCCUGCUGAUAAAGUUGACCGGGUUACAGAGGUGCGAGGCUUCAAUGAUGACCAGAAAGAAGAGUACUUCAGGAAGAGAUUCGAUGACCAGGAACUCACUAAGAAAAUCUUGUCACAUGUCAAGAAUUCAAGAAGCCUUUACAUCAUGUGUCACAUCCCUGUGUUCUGUUGGCUCACAUCAAAAGUUCUGGAGGACUUUGUGAAAAGAAAAGAAGAAGGAAAGAUGCCCAGCACUCUAACUGCCAUGUACAUACACUUUUUUUUGAUACAAUGCAGGCAGGCAAAUGUGAAGUAUGGCACAGGUGAGACGAGUGAGAAUUCUGAGCCUGAUUCAUGCUGGAACCAGAGAAACAAGACAACGGCUGUUUCUCUGGGGAAGUUGGCUUUUGAAGGACUGGAGAAGGGAGACCUUGUCUUCACUGAGGAAACUUUGACAGAGUGUGGUGUCAACAUCACAGAAGCUGCAGUCUUCUCUGGUGUUUUUACCCAAAUCAAACGAGAAGACUCUGGGCUCUACCAGCAGAAACUCUUCUGCUUUGCCCAUAUGAGCAUACAAGAGUUCAUGGCUGCUUUUUAUGUGUUUCACACAUUCAAUAAUGAAGGUUUAAAUCUGCUUACCACACCACCACCAGAAGAUGCAGACAAGCAUGCAUCUGACUUCUUCAAGACAGCAGUAGAUAAGGCCUUAGGUAGCAAAAAUGGAGACUGGGAUCUGUUUCUCCGCUUCCUUCUUGGCAUUUCUCUGGAGAGAAGCCGGACUCUCCUCAAAGAUCUGCUAAAGCAGACAGAAAACAGCAAAGAGACCAAUAAGAAAACCAUUGCCUACAUCAAAGACAAGAUCAGAGAAGAGGAGCAUGAUUCAGAACAAAAGUUCAAUCUUUUCCACUGUCUGAAUGAGCUGAAUGACCAGUCCCUUGUAGAAGAAGUCAAAAAGUACCUGCAUUCAGAAACAGGGACAUUUGGAAACGUCUCUGCAUCCGAGUUAUCAGCUCUUUCCUUUGUUCUGCUGACUUCAGACAAAAACCUUGAUGUGUUUGAUCUGAAAAAGUACAGGAAGUCAGACAAAGUACUUCUUGGGAUGCUGCCGGUGGUCAAAGUUGCCAAAACUGCUUCGCUGAGUUGGUGUGAGCUCACUGAGAAGUCUUGCAAUGGUCUCUCAUCAUCAAUCCUCAGCUCUGCAUCCUGUAAUCUCACAGAGUUGGACCUAAGCCACAAUGAUCUGCUAGAUUCAGGAGUGAAGUUCAUUGCUGAUGGCCUAAAGAGUUUACACUGUAAACUGGAGACUCUCAAACUGUCAGGUUGUCAGGUGACAGAGAAAGGCUGCUCAUUCCUGGCCUCAGCUCUAGAGUUCAACACAGCCUCAACCCUGAAACAUCUAGAUCUGAGUUACAACCAUCCAGGAGCUGAAGGGGAAAGGUUGCUCUCUGCUAUAGCUGAAGAUCCAAAGAGAAGCCUGAAGACACUCUGCUUUGACUACUUUGGAGAGCAUCGCUUAAAGCCAGGAAUGAAAAAAUAUGAUGGAUGUCUGAAACUUGAUGAAAAUACUGCAAGCAAGAGACUCGUUCUGUCUGAAGGAAACAGGAUGGUGAAGACUGUGAGGAAGGUGAAGGAAAAGGUGCAACGAGAAGAAAAUGAGGAAAGGUUCAAGAGGUCUCAGGUGUUUUGUGAAGAGGGCCUGAAGGGUCUCUGCUACUGGGAGGUGGAGUGGAAAGGGACUGUCGGCAUUGCAGUGGCUUAUAAAGAAGUGGGAAGGAAAUGGGACCGCAAGAGUGGUAUGGGAUGCAAUGACAUGUCCUGGAGUCUGCUCUGCUCAAAGGAUGGAUACACUGCCAUACAUGGGACAACAUCCAUACAUAUUAAACAGCCGUUUUCCCAGAAGAUAGCAGUGCUUCUGGACUGGGAAGCUGGCACUCUGACUUAUUGCAGUGAUACUUCAGGAGAGCUGAGCCCUAUACACACCUUCAGAGCCAAAUUCACAGAACCAGUUUAUCCAGGCUUUUGGUUUAAGUGGGGCUGUGUAACUUUGUGUGAGACAGAUAAAACCUCUAUACCAUGGAGUGAACUCAUGCCUCAACUGCCAGAGCAGGAGGAAAAAGCAGAAGCCAAAGUUGCAAAAUUCACAGUCCCUCAAAAAUGCAACUUGAAAAGAGCUCCAGAAGUGAGGUACAACCGUGCAGCAACCACCAGGAUUAAAAAGAAAGGUCCCCAAAGAAUGGUGCAAAACACUCCAGCACCCUCAGAAAUGCUGGAGAAAUCCGCAGGACCUCAAAGGGAAAGAAACGGAUCUAAAGAUAAUCCUGUAAACUUCAGUCAAGAAGAAUCUGGACCACCUGUUCAUAGGAGACAGAACUCUCCCUCACCAAGUGUUGUCUCCAUGAUAAGUAACCUAUCCAAGGAUAUGCCUCUGGACUUCAAGAAGGAAGGACAAGGGGCAAUCAUUCUAGACAGACCAGACUCUCCUUCACCAAGCGUUGUCUCCAUGAAAAGUGACCUAUCCAAGGAUAUGCCUCUGGACUUCAAUAAGGAAGGACAAGGCGCAAUUGUUCCAGAGAGACCAGACUCUCCAUCCCCAAGUGUUGUCUCCAUGAAAAGUGACCUAUCCAAGGAUAUGCCUCUGGACUUUAGUAAAGAAGUACAAAGUGCAAUUGUUGCAGAGAGACCAGACUCUCCUUCACCAAGCAUUGUCUCCAUGAAAAGUGACCUAUCCAAGGAUAUGCCUCUGGACUUCAAGAAGGAAGGACAAAGGGCAAUCAUUCUAGGCAGACCAGACUCUCCUUCACCAAGCAAUGUCUCCAUGAAAAGUGACCUAUCCAAGGAUAUGCCUCUGGAUUUUAGUAAAGAAGGACAAAGUGCAAUUGUUGCAGAGAGACCAGACUCUCCUUCACCAAGCGUUGUCUCCAUGAAAAGUGACCUAUCCAAGGAUAUGCCUCUGGACUUCAAUAAGGAAGGACAAGGUGCAAUUGUUCCAGAGAGACCAGACUCUCCUUCACCAAGUGUUGUCUCCAUGAAAAGUGACCUAUCCAAGGAUAUGCCUCUGGACUUCAAUAAGGAAGGACAAGGGGCAAUCAUUCUAGACAGACCAGACUCUCCUUCACCAAGCGUUGUCUCCAUGAAAAGUGACCUAUCCAAGGAUAUGCCUCUGGACUUUAGUAAAGAAGGACAAAGUGCAAUUGUUCCAGAGAAACCAGACUCUCCUUCACCAAGGGAAAUUAUUCCAGAGUGACCAGACUCUUCCUUCACCGAGGGGUUAUCUUCAUGAAAAGUGACCUUUCCGAGGAUAUGCCUCUGGACUUAAGUCGAGGAGAAUGAAAGAUUUUUUUUUGUCAUUCUUAAAAUAAAAAGUACCUUUUUAAUUUUGCAUGCUUUUUCAUAUUGCUUUAUUUAAGACAAAGAAAAGAAAUUGAAUAUUGAAUUUGUCUUUCCUCAUCAACAAUUCAGGAAAUGUAUUUUGUUUAUUCAGAGUUGUUGAGGAAAUGGAAAAUGCUGAUAUCAAUUUUACAAGAAGGAAUAGAAUAGAAUGCAUUUAUUGUCAUUGUACGGUCAGUACAACAAAAUUAAAAUGGCACUUCUGAUAAACAGUGCUGCUUUAAAAACAGACAAUCAUGG
Molecule: messenger RNA, 6031 nt
Organism: Cheilinus undulatus (humphead wrasse)
Lineage: Eukaryota; Metazoa; Chordata; Actinopteri; Labriformes; Labridae
Exons: 18
Coding region: 126-5648 (1840 amino acids)
Molecular function (GO): protein binding
Source: RefSeq, a predicted model, not a curated record